ACGUAGUAGUUCCCUCCACAUCUAUCCGAAACAAAAUUCCCUCCCUCUUCCCUCGUUUUCUGCUUUCGCCUUCUCUACGCCCUAAACUCUUUCGUUCCCCCACUUUCUCUCUCUAAACCCCACUUUCUCUCUCUAAAACCCUACUUCCCUCCGAUCGUUUCCCAUUUCCUUCUAACUUCCCCUCCAAUUCCGAUUUCCCGCUGAAACCGACGCCACUUUUUCAGGUCAAUGUCUGGUGGUGGUGCUGGAGCUUCUGACCGUGGCUCGCCGAUGCCGAGGGAGACUGCCGGAGCACCGAGUAGACCGCCAUUGAAGCGUCAUCUUGCGUUUGUCUCGACGAAACCACCAUUUGCACCGUUGGAUGAGUAUCGCAGUUUUGCCGCCGUCGAUUCUAGGAAAGCCUCCGAUCACGUGACUGAAGCAGUUGUUAUCAGAUCUCCGGUCAUAAAGCGGAAGAAUGGAAUGAAUGAAAGUGAAGGAGAAUCGCAAAAGUGGACUAACAGCCCUGGAUACACUAAUGUAAUCAAUAGUCCCUUUAAAACUCCAUUGUCUGCAAAAGAUGGAAGGACAAACAAGUCUAGGGUUUCCAAAGAAGGAAGAUCAUGUCCUCCAACACCUAUCUCAAAUGCUGGUUCCCCUUCUCCUCUUACUCCUGCUGGUAGCUGUCGUUAUGACAGUUCCUUAGGUCUCUUGACAAAAAAGUUCAUCAAUUUGAUCAAGCGUGCAGAGGAUGGCAUUCUUGACCUAAAUAAAGCAGCAGAAACUCUGGAGGUGCAAAAGAGGAGGAUAUAUGACAUAACUAAUGUUUUGGAAGGCAUUGGUCUCAUCGAAAAGAAUCUCAAGAACAGAAUACAUUGGAAAGGAAUUGAAUCUUCUACGCCUGGUAAUAUGGACGGUGAUAUCUCUAUGCUUAAGUCAGAAGUUGAAAAACUUUCUUUGGAAGAGCAGAGUCUAGAUGAUCAAAUAAGGGAAAUGCAAGAACGGCUGAGAAGUUUGAGUGAAGAUGAAAAUAACCAGAAGUUCCUUUUUGUGACCGAGGAAGAUAUUAAGGGCCUACCUUGCUUCCAGCAGAAUGAAACUUUGAUAGCAAUCAAAGCUCCACAUGGAACCACCUUGGAAGUCCCUGAUCCUGAAGAAGCCGUUGACUAUCUACAGAGGAGAUAUAGAAUCAUUCUUAGGAGCACAAUGGGUCCCAUCGAUGUCUACCUUAUCAGUCAAUUUGAAGAGAAAUUUGAAGAGAUUAAUGGUGCUGAGCCCCCCAUGAGCUUACCUCUUGCUUCAAGUUCAGGGUCUAAUGAGCAACAAGUGACGGAAAUGGCUCCUGCUGAAUGCAGUGGUAACGGACUCGAACCCCAAGCUCUCCUCUCUUCCCAGACAUACUCUGAUCUAAAUGUUUCCCAAGAGUUUGCUGGGGGCAUGAUGAAGAUUGUCCCUUCAGAUGCUGAUAAUGAUGCUGAUUAUUGGCUUCUAUCAGAUGCUGAAGUUAGCAUAACAGAUAUGUGGAGAACAGAUUCUAAUGUUGAUUGGAGUGGAGUGGACAUGCUUCAUCCUGACUUUGAAAUGAUCUCGAGGCCACAAACUCCAUCGCCUGGACUUGCAGAAGCACCACCGACUGUAGCUAACCCUAAUCAGAGGUGAUUUUGAUUUGUUUACUAUUUCUAUGUUAGAAAGCAUGGUCAUUAUCCUCUGUAUUGAGGGGAAGCUACUUCAAUAGAGUAAUGUCUAGCCUUGUGAUUGUUGAGGAUGCUGUCGGAGCUGUUGAGUCUUAAGCUGAGAGUUCUUACUACCCUUCAAGUAAAUCAUUGACCCUUUCUUGGGCACAAACUAGUUAUAGUAGACAUACUAAGCUCAUGCAAAGUUUAGCUUGGAAAUUAGGGAAGUUGGAAGGAGUAUUAUUACAGAAAAUGUUGGUAAUGCAUCAAAUGCAAGGUAGGUAGACUCACUGAUCAGUAUUAGUGUCCGGACAUGUUAUUAGCUAUAUUUGAAGCGAGGCAUUGUGGGCCCCCUUUUUUUCCUUCUUGAAAAUGAGAAGCUGCUAUGCAGAUGUUGACCGCAAACAACUGUAAGGGUGCAUUGGAUAUUGUUAGGACAGGACUGCCUUUAUUAUUCAAUUAUCAUUUAUGCUGAUUGUAAACGUUUCAGUGUCUGCUGAUAAAAUUAUGUCAUUUAUCAUCCCAAAUUGCUCCAA
This is a messenger RNA of Lathyrus oleraceus (garden pea), 2188 nucleotides long. RefSeq names its product transcription factor E2FA. Bases 229 to 1638 code for a protein of 469 amino acids. Gene Ontology annotation, molecular function: RNA polymerase II cis-regulatory region sequence-specific DNA binding; protein dimerization activity; DNA-binding transcription factor activity, RNA polymerase II-specific. The record is from RefSeq and is a predicted model, not a curated record. The transcript is spliced from 14 exons. Gene Ontology annotation, biological process: regulation of transcription by RNA polymerase II. Gene Ontology annotation, cellular component: RNA polymerase II transcription regulator complex. Lineage: Eukaryota; Viridiplantae; Streptophyta; Magnoliopsida; Fabales; Fabaceae.